AUGGCUCUGAAUGGCAUUAAUUCAUUUCGCAAUGCCGUCCAUCACAGUACAGUUAUACUUCAAAGACCACUGGCAAAACUUCUCGUUACACCAAAGAAAUAUCUCGGAAAACUUCAGGUCGUUAUGUUUAUGUUUAUAAAGAAAAUGGAUAAUUCUAGUGUUAAAAAACUUGAAAAAAGAAUUAACAAUUUAGAGCAGAGUAAAAAGAAAGCUGACGAGGAAAAUCAAUUGCUACUCUUCAUUUUAUCGAAUGAAAUAGACAGUAAUGAUUUAAAUAAUUUAAGAGAAUUAUUAUCAGAAAAGAAACUUACCGAAAUAUUAACAGAAUUUGUCGACCGAAAGCAAGAUGGUCAAAUCUUAAAUGAUGAAUUAUCAAACUUAAGUUCUAAAUUCAAAUAUUCAGAAGAAAUGAUUGAAGAGCAAGAAAAAGAAGCCAAAACCAAGCAAGCAAUUAUGAAUUAUUUAGAAAACAAGAUUAAAGAACAAGAAGAAUCUAUCACCAAGCAAAAAACUAUUGAAGAUUUAAAAGAAAUGGUAAAUUCAAAUUAA
Messenger RNA from Funneliformis mosseae, 549 nucleotides. NCBI's taxonomy places the organism in Eukaryota, Fungi, Glomeromycota, Glomeromycetes, Glomerales, Glomeraceae. The record is from the annotation of a GenBank genome assembly.